Suillus subaureus is the source of this 865-nucleotide messenger RNA. RefSeq lists its product as uncharacterized. The transcript has 7 exons. The coding region runs from base 222 to 746 and encodes 174 amino acids. Lineage: Eukaryota; Fungi; Basidiomycota; Agaricomycetes; Boletales; Suillaceae. The record is from RefSeq and is a predicted model, not a curated record.
CAAGUCGAGUACUACGUCAAAAUUCCCCACCUCUCAAAAUACGUACGUCAGACUAGUCACGGAUCUAGCGCCUGAUGUGGGACGAGAGGGUGAACUGAGAAGAACAAGAGCAAGCGCUGAAGGUACAGGAAGUGGUCCUGAAUGAUUUGACGUCAGUACAUGGGUCAUCGAGAUUCAACGUGCACGCAGAUGUGCGAUGUGACAGUUGGCGUCUUCGACUAAUGUCUCCAAUAUAUAUGGGCAUCGCUGGAGGUAUCAGAGGGAAAGCUGAGAGCAUGGGAGUGGUGCUGGAGACUCAAAAAUGCGACAGCGGCAAGGAUGGCAAAGUAGACGGGCUGAAUGGGCUUCAUAAUACCUGUUACAACCAUCCUUUAAUGAUAGCGGUAUUGGAAGAGCUGAAUGUCGAUCGCGAUUUGGGUCUAUGCGUCGCGCAAAAACGACUCUUCCUUUACGAACGAUUGAGGAUCAGCGACCGCAAAUUUGCCAGUAUCAAACACAGAUGCCCCCCGGGCUCAGUCACUUUCCAGGCUAACCUGCGAGCCAAAGCUCUUACCCGUACGAAAGCAAGAGCACACAAUCGCAGUACUCAACGCAUUAAGGAGGGCAUUGUGAACAUGUGGAGAGUACAUCUUUGUGAGAACACAUUCCUGCAGCCGCAAGCAUACACUGUUGCAAAGUGCACCUCUUCCACAUCUCUCAACGGCGCGCUCUCAGAUCCCGUUCACAGUGCUUCCAUCGGCACUUGACGCGCAACUCAGGUGGGGCACAAACUCUGUGGAUUUCCCGCAGGUGAGAGGAGAGAUCGUGACCACGGAGAAGUGUAAUCCACCUACUCACCCCACUCACACACGAAUGAUUGUACGAG